AUGCAGCAUUUCUGUAAAAGGAGCAACAGCACAAUCUUCAGCCGAGAUAGAGCAUCCAACUUGAUCCCUGUUGACCAGGAUCCACUUCAGCAGAACUUUACAGAGACGCUUCCUACAGAGAUGAGUGUUAAGAUCUUCAGUGAGCUGGACGUCAGGAGUUUGUGCCGGGCCUCGCUCACCUGCAGACUCUGGAAUGAUAUAAUCGAGGGCAGCGAUCAGCUGUGGAGGAGCCACUGUCUUACAGUGCUGGCUAUCUGCCAAAGGGAUGUGGAUGGGGACAGGCUUGCUGGGUGUUCAUGGAAGGUUACUCUUGUGCGUAACUAUAGGAAAGGCUGUGUAAAGCGGAGGUGGCUGAAGGGCCGAUACAGUAACAUCCGCUCUGCUGAUGAAAUCCCGCCUAACAGCAUGUGUCCACUGGACGUGGAGACAUGGGGAGAGAUACUAGAGGCGGAACUAGAUAGAUAGAGCAGAGAGAGGCUUUUGGGAUCCUACCAACAGACUGAAAUAUAUCAGCUGUGUCUACAAUGGAAGCACUAAGACUGAAACAUUUGCUGGGCAAAUAAUUUUAUAAUCGGUAUUGCAAAAAAGCACAAAGAGUGUGGCGGCCAAAAUACAUGAUAAUGUGGCUUUUGUUAGCAAACAUUUUAGUUGUAUUACCUUAAUUUGCUUGAGACUGUUAUGGAAAAUAAGAUUUUAUAGGUUUCAUAUGAUGGAAUCAUUUUAUAGAUGGAUGUUUUCUUCCCUCUUUUUGUAUAGAUCAACAAAACUGUGCACAUUUGGAUUUAAGUAUUGAUUUUUGUUAAUUUAUUUGAUUUUUAGAGUCACUGCCAAAAAGUGUUUUGCCUUAAAUCAUGCAACUAAUAUUAUAUCAAAGCUAAUAUAUAUUAAUGAAUAUUAUGUGUCCUAAUGCUAUACUUCCCUCUUCAGUGCUGUCCUCUUUAUCCAUUUCUGCUGCUAUCUGUAAUAUGCAAAUGUCUUUAUAAUCACAGAAUCAUUUAAAACAAUAUAGAAAAAUUGUUACAUUAAAAAACACAGUUUUUGCAGUGUAAGAUUCAUACAUACAGCAUUCAUAUAGAAAUCAGUAUGUAUGAACCAGCACUGUGGAAAUGAAAAGCCUAUUUCAUUUUUUAAAAUGAAACAAUACAGUGAAAAGAACAUUGUCUUCUCUUUUUUCUGUCUUAUCUCCGCGUAC
Molecule: messenger RNA, 1192 nt
Organism: Carassius auratus (goldfish)
Lineage: Eukaryota; Metazoa; Chordata; Actinopteri; Cypriniformes; Cyprinidae
Product: F-box only protein 48-like
Exons: 2
Coding region: 1-465 (154 amino acids)
Biological process (GO): SCF-dependent proteasomal ubiquitin-dependent protein catabolic process
Cellular component (GO): SCF ubiquitin ligase complex; cytoplasm
Molecular function (GO): protein binding
Source: RefSeq, a predicted model, not a curated record